UUGUUCAAACAUUUCACAACUUUUAAUAUAACUUUUUUUUAAUUUAUUUACCUACAAAUAGUAGCCAUGAGCUGCAUGUGAAUCUUCUUAAAGCAGCUGGUGUGAUGGGUGCCAAACAAAAGGGCUUGGAGCAUGAAAUAUAAGGCUGUGAAGGAAUGGCAUUGGAGACGAGGAGGGGGAGGAAGAGGAGAGGAGGGCAGCAGAGAGUUUUGUUCAGUGCUGGAAGGCAGAAGAGACAGUGCUAACAAAAAAAAAAAAGGAAGGAAUAACUCCCCCCAGCAGCAGCAGCAGCACAGAGAAGCAGAAGGAGGGGCUGGCUGAUCGCACAUUACUCCCUGGAGAAAGAAAGAAGAGGGCAGGGCUUGUGAUCGAGCUGCGCUACUUGUUGUUGCCUGUGUGAAGGAGCGUAAAGACUCCAAGCCGGUCAGCCUGUGUGUUAGUGAGCUGUUCAAAGCAUGAGGGGAGACAAGUUCAGUAAAUGUUUGCAAGAUUAGAAACUAAAUAGCACAAAACAAACAGCAGACGUGGUCAGUCACACUGACAGAGUGGAGGAUGAUGGCGGAGGGGCGCUUUGCCAGUCUACCCAGAACCCUCCAUGCUCACCACACCCUGGGAAGAGGCUCCACCCACACAGGAGUGCCCGGCCCCUCCCUUGCCACCCCCAGUAGUGGCAUUUGCUCCUCCAGGAGGCUUCAGGCCUCUCUCACCACCUCCAUGGACCUCCUUGGUGCCAAACCUGGUUUUCCUCCUGGCAGCGGCAUGCCAGAAAUUCCCCCAGCAGCCUACCAGCCCGUCUCAAUCCAUGGAACUCUGCCUCGCCGAAAGAGAGGAGCCGGAAACAGCAGCACCCAUGGAAGCUUCACCUGGGACCCUAAAGCCAAUCAGGCCUCACUUUGCAGGAAUCCAUCCCUGCCUUCAGGACACAUGCAUCAACCCACGACAUCUUCACUGGCCCCACAUAUCCCUGAGGACUUCCAUAGUUACAGGGAUCCUGCAGCUGCCCUGGACGCCGCUGUGGACUAUGUGAAGUUCUCUCGAGAUCAGUUCAUCCUGGACUGCUCCUCGGAGAAACUUCGCAGGGAGCUCGAGCAGGAGCUGAAGAUGAACUGCGAGGAGCCGAGGAGUCACGCGUGGUACCACGGCGCGAUUCCCAGACAGGUUGCAGAAAACCUUGUGCAGCGCGAUGGAGACUUUUUGGUCCGCGAUUCGCUGUCCAGCCCUGGAAAUUAUGUUCUGACCUGCCAAUGGAGAAACGCUCCUCAGCACUUUAAAGUCAACAAGAAGGUAGUGAUGCUAAAUGAAGCUUAUUCUAAAGUUGAGUAUCGACUGGACAAAGAUGGAUUUGACAGCGUCCCUUCUCUGAUUAGAUUCUAUGUUGGAAAUAGAAAACCCGUGUCACAGGUUGUGGGAGCUAUCAUCUUCCAGCCCAUCAACAGGUCGCUUCCUCUGCGCUAUUUGGAAGAAAAGUACGCCCUGUCGGGUAACCAGCGGGAGGCGGGGCUUGUGGCCCAGGAGAAACCAUGCCAGAAACGUCUGAGCCUCAACAUCACCAACGGAAUCGGGCACGCCGUGCACGACGGCUCACACUGCCCAGACAACGGCUUGAGCCGCAGCAGCCACCUCAGGUUGAAGGAUCGCUGCGGCAGCCAACCAGCAAGUCUCAAUCAGGUCCAGGACCGCCGACGCCCACUCAAGGCGCACCAGUCAGACAGCUUUCUACCCCUUGGUUCUAAACCUCAGUCUCAGCAGUCCCCUGACUCGCUCCUGGCCAGCCCCAAGUCUCCGGUAUUUCGAACCGGCAGUGAGCCGGCGCUCAGCCCGUGUGUGCCACGGAGAUUAGCAGAGCAUCAAGCAGGUCAGGCAAUCCGGGGUUCUGACAGUCAGCUGUGUCCUAAACCGCCACCCAAACCGAGCAAACUGCUCCUGCCUCACGCCCCCUCGGUCCAGCCCCCGCGGUCCCCUGCCUCCUCCCCCAACCGGGCUCCAUCCCCUCUUGCUGCUUCCUCCUCCAGUGCAGCUCCAGGCCCUCCCGUUCCCCCGCCAAAGCCCCGUAAGCUCCAGCGGACGCUUCCCGAAAGCAUCCAGCCUGUGGGACAGGAGUCGACGGGGCGAGCGGAGCACCUGCAACCGAUCCUGCCCUGCAGCUCGGACGGCCAAUCGAACUUUCAGAACUCCACCACAGACCUCAACCCUGAACAUCCUCCUUCAGUCAGCAGCUACGUGGAGAGGCUGAAGAGGGAAGGAGACAGAUCGAGAGGUGAGGACCACGAGGAGAAAGAAGAGGGAGGAGGCAGCUCCCACCAUCCUGACAUCGCACCCUCAGAGCACUCGAGCGAGGAAGAGGAGGACCGAGAAAGGGAUUUACCAAAGAGAGGAAAAGGAAGAAGCGGGUCUUGGAGGCCGGUGGAAGAAACCGAGUCAAUGUUCAGGCCGACGGAUUUUGAAUCCAGGCUUCUUCCUCCUGAGAACAAACCGCUGGAGAUGGUUGUUCUGAAGAAAGCCAAGGAGCUGGUGCUCAGCCACGAUCACCGGAGUAUAGCCAGACACCUGCUGAUGGCCGACUGCCAGGUAGCCAGAAUCCUCGGAGUGACGGCAGAGAUCAAAGGUCAGAUGGGCGUGUCCUCAGGUCUGGAACUGGUGACGCUGCCGCACGGACGUCAGCUGAGGCUGGACCUCAUGGAAAGGCAUCACACCAUGGCGAUCGGGGUCGCCGUGGAUAUUCUGGGAUGCACUGGCAGCGUGGAAGAGCGGGCGUCCACCUUAAACCGCAUCAUUCUGGUUGCUCAGGAGCUGAAGGACGAGGUGGGAGACCUGUUUGCUUUCACAGCCAUGAUGAAAGCUCUGGACUUCCAGCAGAUCAGCCGUUUGGAGGAAACCUGGACGACUCUGCGCAGGAACUUCACCCAAGCAGCCAUUAGCUAUGAGAAAAUCCUCAAACCUUUCUACAAAUGCUUGUAUGAAGGCACAGCCCCCAGUUCCAAAGCACUCUGCUUGCCAAUGCUUUUGCCUCUACUCACCUUAAUGGAGCGUCCCCUGAUCACACCUGAGGGGGCGGAGUUUUGGGAAACCAGCGAUGAGGGCUGUGACAUCAUGCUGCGGCACCUGGAGGCCGCACGAAUUGUAGCUGAGAAUGCACAAAGCUACACGUCCAACGCACAGAAGAUUUUAAAAGGUUUUGAGCUUGAUGAAGGCUUACUUGAAGUGUUUAAGACGGACUUUCAGCUGCGGCUGCUGUGGGGGAGCCGUGGAGCCACGGUCAACCAGUCAGAUCGAUACAACAAGUUCAAUCUCAUCCUCACCGCGUUGUCACGGAAACUGGAGCCCCCACCUAUAACACAACCUUUAAUCUGAACAAAUACGAACACAUUUCCCCCCACAACAUUUUCACCAGUAAAGUCAACAUUCCAUCAUGGCACAUCUGACAUCCCAUCCUGGUCCUUUAAGGUCUGCAAAAGUCCAGAAAUGAGCCAAAGCCUCUUCCUGUUCAGUUUCAGUUUAAUGUGAGUCUCACGCUUUGCUGCUGAAUUAACUUUAUUUAUAUUGUAGCACAAUGUCACAUAUUUGUUCACAAAACUUUCACUGUGUGUCCUUUAAACGAGGGCAGAGCAGUUGACAGGAUCUGAAAAGGGACACCAUUUUUCACCUUUAUUUAACACAUUGUGCAAUGAACAUAACAGUAACGUGUGUUUUCUAAGGUUAGUGACUGAUAACAAAAAAAAACCUCAAAAGAUCAUCUGUUUUCUUUAAAUCAGCCAAAAAUAAGAAUCCAAAUCAAACCAUCUGUGCAAAAAUCACUAAAAUAUGCCGUCAACGUAAAGCUGUAUAUAUAUUUCUAAGCAUGUUCAUAGACUGUACAUUUCUUGUAGAAAAUAAACAAAUUUGUUGAUGAAUAUUAUUGUCUAUAUUGUUAAAAUUAUGUGAUCAGAUGCAAUAAAUGAAGUCCUUGUUACUGUA
This is a messenger RNA of Oryzias melastigma (Indian medaka), 3954 nucleotides long. RefSeq names its product BCAR3 adaptor protein, NSP family member. Gene Ontology annotation, biological process: small GTPase-mediated signal transduction; positive regulation of peptidyl-serine phosphorylation. The transcript is spliced from 17 exons. The record is from RefSeq and is a predicted model, not a curated record. Bases 553 to 3351 code for a protein of 932 amino acids. Gene Ontology annotation, molecular function: guanyl-nucleotide exchange factor activity; phosphotyrosine residue binding. Lineage: Eukaryota; Metazoa; Chordata; Actinopteri; Beloniformes; Adrianichthyidae.